Molecule: messenger RNA, 1520 nt
Organism: Lampris incognitus (smalleye Pacific opah)
Lineage: Eukaryota; Metazoa; Chordata; Actinopteri; Lampriformes; Lampridae
Product: prostaglandin reductase 1-like
Exons: 9
Coding region: 58-1083 (341 amino acids)
Biological process (GO): prostaglandin metabolic process
Cellular component (GO): cytoplasm
Molecular function (GO): 15-oxoprostaglandin 13-reductase [NAD(P)+] activity; 2-alkenal reductase [NAD(P)H] activity
Source: RefSeq, a predicted model, not a curated record
GGGACAGUGUCGCCCCAGUUCCCACUUUCCCUUCGGGUUAUUUCGCCUCGGUCCUUUAUGGAAAAUAGUAACGGCUGUCCAAAGCAAAGAACCAUGGUGCAAGCCAAGACAUGGAUUCUGACCAAGCACUUUGAAGGCUUCCCCAAGGAGAGCGACUUUGAGCUCAGACUGGAGCAGCUACCUGAGCCAAGAGAUGGAGAGGUGCUUUUGGAAGCAGUGUUUCUCAGUGUGGACCCAUACAUGAGACCAUUCAGUCGAGUUCGCAUGAAUGAAGGGGAAGUGAUGAUUGGAGCACAAGUGGCCAAGGUGAUCCAAAGUAAUAACCCAGCAUUUCCAGUGGGCAGCCAUGUUGUUGGUCGUUGUGGCUGGAGGACCCAUACUGUCUGCGAUGGCACCGGCCUGACCCCCAUCAUGGCUGACUGGCCUCAAGACGUCCCCAUGUCCCUGGCUCUAGGUGCCAUCGGCAUGCCGGGGUUGACUGCUCUGUAUGGUAUAGAGGAGGUGUUGAGGCUCCAGGCGGGAGAGACGCUGUUGGUUAAUGCAGCAGCUGGCGCGGUUGGCUCAGUGGUGGGCCAGAUUGCCAAGAUCAAGGGCUGCAAAGUGGUGGGCUCCGCCGGGUCCGACGCCAAGGUUGCCUUCCUCAAGGAGCUGGGCUUUGACGAAGCCUUCAACUAUAAAAGCGUUGGCUCACUGGAGGAGGCUCUGAAGAAGGCCUCCGUGGAGGGCUACGACUGCUACUUUGAGAAUGUUGGAGGCCCUUUCUCCAGCAUGGCCUUGCAGCAGAUGAAGGACUUUGGGAGAAUAGCCGUAUGUGGAAGCAUCUCUGUGUACAACGACACCACACCACAGACAGGUCCGUACCCCCAUCUGACCAUGAUCUUCAAACAGCUGAAGAUGGAGGGCUUCAUGCAGAGUAGAUGGGAGCACAAACACCCCGAGUCCCUCAAGAGACUGAUGGCGUGGAUGAGAGAGGGUAAACUGCAGUGCCGGGAGCACGUCACAAGCGGCUUUGAGAACAUGCCAGCUGCUUUCAUGGGGAUGCUGCAGGGAGAGAACAUUGGCAAGGCCGUCGUCAAAGUAUGAGGUGGAAAAUAAGAAGACGGACUUAUCAGAAACGGGAGCAUGUGGCUAUGCAGCUUCAAGUACCCAGAUAUGUUCGGAUUGUCCAUAACUCAUAUGAACUAUUUUGUAUUGUUAGUCAUAACUUGCGAACAAGAUACUGUUAUGUUAUGUUACUAUACCUCUUUAGUCAAUAGACUUGAAAUAUAGUAAGUAUUGAUAAGUUUGCCCAUGUGCACGUUAGCUGUGCCCUGCCGGGACUUUACAUUUGGUGGCCUUUAACAGUUCUAUUGCAUAUUUCACUCAUGUAUUGUUUACUGCAGAUCCAUUAUUCAUUUCUUCAUCUGUGUCUUUAAAAAAAACCAAACGUUUACUGAGAAUAUUUAUGGUUUUGUUUUCUUCCACCUACCAUUCCUGAGCAUAGUAAAAGAAUAAAUGGUGAAUUUCACUUUGAAGGCUGU